Messenger RNA from Drosophila bipectinata, 1023 nucleotides. RefSeq lists its product as uncharacterized. The record is from RefSeq and is a predicted model, not a curated record. NCBI's taxonomy places the organism in Eukaryota, Metazoa, Arthropoda, Insecta, Diptera, Drosophilidae. Gene Ontology annotation, biological process: hemolysis in another organism.
AUGGGAAAGGAUCCUUCUGCCGUCGUUUUGGCAACGGCACUUGCAUUUUGUGUCUUUUGUCCUUUCUUUGCCAGGUGCGAUGAGAUCGAGCUUGAUAUCAAAAAAGGCAUAGAAAGUUUGUCGAAAAUCCUGGUGAAAUAUCAAGCCGAGUUCGACAGGAAGGUGAAUUUUGCGGAGCUGCAGGAUGCCAUCGAUGAGAUUGAUAAAGCCAUGCGGGGAUACGAGGGCAGCGCCAAGGACAAGCUGCCUCAGAUUCGUCCUUUGAACUCCCGCCCUUUGAACUACAAAAACUGUGUGGGCCCAGUCUUCGAGUGGUGCAUUUCCUCCACCGUCCCCUUUAAUAUCUUCAUCGAUAAAAUUGGCGACAGCAACUUGUCGGAAAUGGAUAGGAAUAUAAUCAGGAACAUGACCGUGUCUGCUGUGGAAUUGGGACUCACAGAAAACGGAAAAUCUUUGGAAUGUCUCAACCAUUUCCAAAUCAGAAUGGCAGAGCUCGAUAAUGCGUUUCAAAAUUUUUCGAUCUAUGUCCACAACGAUCUCGGUCCAGGGGGCUUCUAUGGCGAAGUAAAGGUGGAACUGCAGAAGAGGAUCAACGGUUCUAUUCUGGACUUAUCAAAAACCAUUUCCACGCUUGGUAUCACCGAAUUAUUAAAAUGGAACCAAACGAUGCAAACCUACAAGGAGCAAAUGGAGUUUAUUGAGCAUUUAUUCACGGGCCUGACGCAAAAGAUUGGGAAAGCCACCGAAAUAGUGAAAGAUAUGGAGAGGUACCUGGAGGAGGACAAAACCAAUCUUUUCAAACUCCGAGGACAUAUUGCAGGUGCCGAUAUUGAAAAAAACAUAUUGUUGUCUGAUAUUGCUCUUCUGCGCGUCCGAUUUAUUCCGGCUAUCAAACAUCUAACGGAUAUCUGCGCCGAGUACGUAAACUGGCACGGAUUCGAUGCUCCCUUUUAUAAGAAGAUCAGUUCCAGAACUCGUCGUUCAGCCUCCACAUUCUACGAAAGCGAACCAUCGCCCUAUUAA